This is a messenger RNA of Fraxinus pennsylvanica, 513 nucleotides long. NCBI's taxonomy places the organism in Eukaryota, Viridiplantae, Streptophyta, Magnoliopsida, Lamiales, Oleaceae. The record is from the annotation of a GenBank genome assembly.
AUGGACAAUGCCCUCCUUCAACCACAAAGAUUUGGAAAACCUCUAUAUGUCCCUCUUCCCAAUCCAGAUGAGCAUGGUUUAAUCUUGACUGCUCUUGGUAGGAAGAAGCGAAUAGAUGUCAAUGUGGACUUGAUGGCAAUUGAAAGUGACAGUGCUUGUAAAAUUUCAGUGGAGCCAACCUAUUUGCUUUGCCACACCCAACUCACCCAACCCAAUAUUAAAACCCCUAUCCCUCCUUCAAACCCACUGAAACGUGAAAUCUUCUCUGCUUCAAAACAAAACUUCCUGCCUGCGGCCACUGGGGGAGAUUUCGAAGCUAUUGAAGAAUCCGGGUAUAGGAGGAGGUGUUUCGCGAACCUGCUUAUCGUACCUGAAGGAGAACUUCGCCAACCAUUCACCGGAAUUAAGCUAAGCAAUGACUCCAAAACAGAAACGAAAGGUCAAUUUUGUAGGAAAAAAACCAUGGCCACCAGGAGGCCAAGGAUUCCAUCGGCUCCUUCGUCGGCGCAUUGA